AUGGGUGUUGAGACCAGUCCGUUCCUCGCCCCACAGGAGCUGCCUUCCUAUGAGUCGGCGGCCAUGAAGAACCUUACUACCCUAGAGGGCCAUGGUUACUCGACUCCUCUCAGCACGGUCUUCAACAUCGUUAACACAAUGGUUGGCCUUGGAAUGUUCGCGCUGCCCUAUGUUUUCGGGGUUGUUGGUUACCUCACAGGAUCCAUCAUUUUCAUAGGAGCCGUCCUGGCCUCCUACCUCUCAGCGUACGUCCUUACGAUGGUUUUGUCGGGCUAUCUGGAGGAGUACAGCUACUACGCUCUAGCCACUCGCCUCUUCAAGGGCCGCACCAUGUCUCUGGCCAUCGACAUUGUCCUGGCGGUUGUGCUUUUUGGGGUAAUCUUGGGAACACUUUCACAUUCUGGCCGGAAGUCUCUGCACGGUGUGAGGUUCGCCUCCUACACCGGUGUUGGCCUUAUGUUACUUAUAUGGGUAUCAGUAGUCUUCACGGUUAUCUUCAACCCGCUCGAUUCCGUGGAUGUGGAGCCUGUACCACUGGAGGUGGAUACCACAAGGUCGUGGGUUCCAUUCUCGCAGGCAGCAUCAGCUGGCGUGUUCUCUUUCAUCAUGCACAUCAAUCUGCCAUGCCUACACGGUGAGCUGAAGCCCAUUGAUCGACCUAAGAUGCCCCUUUUAUUGGCCAUCGCCCUCGCGUGGGCGUUCGUGAUGUACAUCAUCUUUGCGGUUUGCGCUUCUUGUAGUCCUCUGUUCUACUAUGGGAGGGUUCCUGACCUUCUAAUGGCCUUACCACGGACGCUACUUUUCGACACGUGUCGUGUCCUCAUUGUCGUCGUGAAUAUCACCAAGACGCCGCUUUUGCUCCAUCCAUUGCGACAGAUCGUUGAUACGAGGUUGAACGUUCCGGAGCAACUCAACUGGCUGGCCACAUCUGCUAUUAUUAUCAUUUCUUAUUGUCUUUUCCUCUGGUUCAAUUCCCUGGUUGAAGCUGUAUCCAUCAUUUCUGCUAUAUGUUCCAUUCUCACGGUCCAGUGGUUUCCAGCUAUCUGCAUGUGGGCAUCAGCUAAGUUGGAUGCCACGCGCAAGAGAGAACCACUGCUCCCACGGAGAUCGGACUACCAUACGUGUAUAUGGUCGAUAAAGACCCGACGCAUAGUGGCGAUAAUUCUGGGUCUUCUAGGAGUGUUAGUAGGAGUACUUACUGGCCCUUCUAUCAUCUAUCUUGUGACGAAGUAA
Perkinsus marinus ATCC 50983 is the source of this 1233-nucleotide messenger RNA. RefSeq names its product amino acid transporter, putative. The coding region runs from base 1 to 1233 and encodes 410 amino acids. The record is from RefSeq and is a predicted model, not a curated record. The transcript has 6 exons. Lineage: Eukaryota; Perkinsozoa; Perkinsida; Perkinsidae. Gene Ontology annotation, biological process: amino acid transmembrane transport. Gene Ontology annotation, molecular function: amino acid transmembrane transporter activity.